Messenger RNA from Heterotrigona itama, 8877 nucleotides. The record is from the annotation of a GenBank genome assembly. Lineage: Eukaryota; Metazoa; Arthropoda; Insecta; Hymenoptera; Apidae.
AGAAAUUAAAUAUAUAUAUUUUUAAUGAAUUUAUAUAACAUAUAUACAUAUAUGUGAGUAUAUAUCGUGUCUAUAUAACGCGAGUAAAUGCACUGUAGAAGAUACUAUAUUUUAGCAUUCCUCAGAGAAAUAGUAAAUGUCACAAUACGACACAACGAUACAAUAUACAAUUGCCAAAUUGUGCUAUACAUAUUAUACAGUACCUAUAUAUAAAACAAUGUAAAAAUAACAAGUGUUGGAAAUAUGUAAAAAUGUAAGAAAAUAAGCUGAUCUCGUGAACGAUAAAGAAUCUAAAAUUGCAAGCCAUAUCAUACAUCAUGAUUAGAAUUCAUGUUGGAGAAUUUUUGUAUUUCCCGUACGUAAUUUAUGCACGCCUUUGUGUAUAAUGCAAUCGAAAAUAUACAAUCGGCAGCUAAGAUGAAUAUAUGUAAAAUCCGAGUUCUACAUCCUGAUAAAAGCUGGCCCCUCUCCGUUUUAUCGAAAAAAUUGAUAUAUCUAUAAAAUUCUUAAGAGGGCUCCUAUAUUAUUUUGCUCUUACAUUUCGUAUAUUAAUAUAUUAAUAUGAAAAAAUCUUUCUUAUAAGUUAAAAUAACUUAAUGACUUAAUACAUAUAUAAUAACACAUAAGAAAGAAUGUCAUGAUUUAAGCUACAGACGGUCACGAUGCAAAGAACUGUUGGAGUCGCUGUACCGUUCUACGAUCUAGAGCACACAAAUCAAAGUCGAAUGUCUUCUUUGUGAUCUCGUAUUGGCCAGUUUCCGCGAUUACCUGAACAACUCUCUGCAAUUCUUGAUUAUCCUGCAAAGUCAUAAUCUUCUGUUGCAAGUCUUUCAACUGUGACACGUAAUCUUCUGAAAACACUGGAGGCUCUCCCAUCUCUGACUCAACCAAAGUACUAUUCGUCGAAUCAGGCGCCACUUGUUCUGCCUCUGUCUCGAUACGUUUCUCAGUGACUUGUUCCAUGACACCGCGAUCUUCCUUGUCCUUCAUAUGAACUGUUUCUUGGUCCACCACUACCGGUGACUGACUCGAUGAAACUGGUUCUAAAGGAGAUGAUGAAGAAUGACCUCUGUCCUUUUUAACACCAGGCUCCUCGUCGCCUUUGCUAUCACUUCGCCGUUUUCUCUUUCGUAUUUCUUUCUCGUCCCCUUUCCCUUUUGGUUUUUCUCUUUUGUUCCGGUCUAUCUUUUCCUUCUUCAUGUCCAUAGAUGUUGCGGGUGAAACUGGCUUCGCCAUUUCCCUCGGCGAUGCGGAUACCGUUAAAUUCUCCACAUCUUUCUUAACAAUAGGCACUAAUUUUGCAUCAGAGAAAGAAUCGUCAUCUACGGAUGGCGCUGAAUCGCUACUAUCCCUUUCCGGCAUUUCCGCCAACAGUGUCGAAAGAGGAUUAGUUACUGAAACAUUAGGCACAUUAUUUUGCUUCUCUGCUGAAGAUUUUACCCUAUCGCGUCUGUCUUUCUUGUCUCUAUCCUUGCUGGAAUCCCGUUUAUCCUUCCUAUCCCUUUUUUUAUGCUUGUGUUUCUGCCUGUCUUUCUCACUUUUACUGUCCUUCGUUUUCUCGGAUUUGUCAGUCUUUUCCGACUUUUCCAUCUUGACCAGUUUAUCGUCCUUUGAUUUCUCACUAUCCUUUGGAAGUUUCGGUGACUUACGUAAGUCUUUCGCCGAUUUGUAUUCCUGACUCUUCUCUUUCUCGGACUUCUCCGAUUUCUCCGACUUGUUAUUUUUCUUCUCGGGUAGUUUUACAGCUUCCUUCGAGCCAGAUCGUUCUCCAUCUUUAUAUUUAUCUUUUCGCUCUUUAUCCCGAUCAUCUUUAUACCCUUUCUUAUCCUUUCUCUUGUCGUUCUUAGAAUCGAUGAUCUUGGAAUUAUCUUUCACUUUGUCUUUUUCUUUAUUCUUAUCCUUCUCUUUUUCGAAGGCUACCUUCUUCAAUUCCUUUUCUUUUGAUUUUGGAGAAGUGGGUCUCUUUGCAGGAGGAAGCAAAGGGCUACGUCUUUUUAUUGGAACUGAUGGAGAUGACGGCCUUUUAUUAGAGGGAGUGGAAUGACUCCUAUUUGCAGGACUAGAAGGCCUUUUUGGUUUCUCUUUAAUACGAUUUUUAUCCUGAGGCUGAUCUUUGAUUUUUUUAUCCUUUUUAUCAUCUAUUUUCUCCUUUUUAAUAUCCUUAUGUGAAUUAUCUUUAAGUUUUGUCUUCUCUCCUUUAUCGGACUUCUCUGAGGUAAAUAACGAUUUAGAAGCCGACGAUUUUUCCUGAACUGUAUUCUUUCUAGUGUCUUGAGAAACUUUCGUAGGUUUCAGCGGUGUCCCGAAUAACUCAGCGAAGGAAUUCGACGUUUUCGAUUCCAUAUUUUUGUGCUUUCUUAAUUCAUUACCACCCAUCUUUGGUUUACCAACCAUAGUUAAGGCCUUGGGUUCACUCUUCUCAGCUGAAUUUUCAGAACCGGAUACGAGAACACCGCCACCCUUCAAUAAUUUCCUCCUAAAUUCAUCCGAUGGAUUAUUAAUUAUUUCAGUAUGCCUUAUGACAUUUGUAAUUGCAGGACCACUAGAUUGUAAGUUAAGAUCAUAUAAAAUUUCUAUUUUUUUGCUACCUUCAUCCUUAUUUUUUAAAUAAAUGUGAAUUGGAAUCUCAAAACCAGCAUAACCAGACUCUUUUAUCACAAAUGGUGGAUCUUUCAAGAUCCUCCUUGGUCUUGAGAAUGUUUGAUGCAAUUGAAAAACCACUGGAAUAUAAACCAAGUGGUGGAUUUCAGCAUUGUCAAUACCUCGUACAAAUACUUCCCAAUCAUGAGUAUAACCCUGAGGAGUGGUACGCAUACGUACAACUGACGAGUGCCCACAUUCUAAUGUAAUACGAAUUGCCAUUCUCUCAUAUGAAAUUUUUAAUACACACUUUAACAAAGAAAAAUGAAAAGAGCUAAUUAUGCAGCAAUUACAUUACACUUUUAUUUAUCUCACUGCAUGUGAAUGAAAACUCUGAUAAAUCUAUAACUAUCAGGUCCUUCAUAAACUACUUGCAACGUAAUGAACCAUUAUUCAGGAACUUAUGCCAGAUGCACAAAUAAUGACAAUAGUUAUUUCCUAAUCUUUAUUCUCUUGAGGUUCUGGCACAUUGUUUAGUUACACUUGUUUUGUAUGAAAGUAUUCGUCACCUCAUUAGAAUAGAAUAUUGAGUUGAACGAAGAAUUUUCUGGAAGCAGUCCACCUCGUUGGAACUGUGAUAAUUCAGCAAUUUCGUUUAAGCGAAUUUCAAUUCGAUUAUCAACAGGUAGACUUUACACCAAGCAGUCGCCAAGCCAACUAGUCGCCAUUCCAUAAACUAGAACUAAAGUUCGAACAUACUGCCAUCUAGGGGAAAACACUAUUUUCUGUCGAAGAAUGCUAAUUCGUGCUUUUGUACAAUUUUGACCAAUCCUUGAGUGACAGAUGAUACGUUGUUUAUUAUUAGAAAAUAUUGUUCCAACGUAAAACUAUUAUUUACUGGUCAACAUUUCCAGUGAACGUAAAUUGUUGAGACAUUGCUUAAAUACUAUAUGUCAGUAGUGUAAUACUUUAAACACCAACUUUACUAUUCGAGUUGGUAAAUUAAAAUCUUUUUAAAAAUCAGUAAAUAUAUUAACGUAAAAUCAUUAAUCGUGAAUAAAUUUCUUAUAAAUAGAGAAAUCAAUUUUCAAAGAAGUAAAUCCAGUAGUAUUACUUAUAGAUAUUUAAAGGAAAAAAACCUAGUAUUUAUUAUAAAUGUAAUCUAUUGAUACAAAUUAUUAAUAACAAAAAUGUUAUCUGCCAUUGUAAAAGAGCACCAAAGUAAACAAGCAGCGAGAAAGGAGAGACAAGAAUUACAAACAACUACAUUGAACAUUAUUUUAACAGAGCAAAAGAGAAAGGAAGCUGUACAAGCUGCAAACAACUUAACCCAAGCUUUAGUUGAUCAUUUAAAUGUUGGAGUGGCGCAAGCAUAUCUCAAUCAGAAGAAACUUGAUGCAGAAGCAAAACAGUUGCAACAUAGCGCAACAAAUUUUGCAAAACAAACACAAUCAUGGCUGAAUUUAGUGGAAGCUUUUUCCAGUGCAUUAAAAGAAAUUGGCGAUGCUGAAAAUUGGGCACGUAGUAUUGAGGGGGAUAUGAGAACUAUAGCAACUGCUUUAGAAUAUUCUUACAAAGCUACUCAAGAAGCACAAGGAACCAGUACUUCUUAAAAACUCAAAAAUACAUUUAAGUGAACCUAAGGAUAAGUGUUAUUGAAUGUCAUUAUAAAUUUUAAUGUUGUUUUACGUUUGUAUCAUUACAUGUUAAAAUAAAUUUUAUCGUUUUUUCUUUCUAUGUUAAAAAUUUAUUUACUUAGCAAUUGAAAUUUGUUACAAUAAACAACAUUAUUUGUAACAUAUCUAGUGACAUAUCUAUUCAAUGAUAACAUAGUGACAAUAUCAGUGUAGCCAAUUACAAGUUCAAGAAUCAUGGCAGCCGGUCCUAUUGCCGAACGUAAUCAAGUUAAUGUUCAUAUGCCCAAAGAUAGAGUGACUCAAAUGCAUCAAGGCUAUGGGUUUGUAGAAUUUAUGGGCGAAGAAGAUGCAGAUUAUGCUAUUAAGAUAAUGAACAUGAUCAAAUUAUAUGGGAAACCAAUAAGAGUAAACAAAGCAAGUGCUCAUCAGAAGAAUUUAGAUGUUGGAGCUAAUAUUUUUAUUGGAAAUCUUGAUCCAGAAGUAGAUGAGAAACUGCUAUAUGACACGUUCAGUGCAUUUGGAGUAAUUCUUCAAACACCAAAGAUAAUGAGAGAUCCUGAGACGGGAAAUUCCAAGGGUUUUGCAUUUAUAAAUUUUGCAUCGUUCGAUGCAUCUGACGCAAGUAUAGAAGCAAUGAAUGGUCAGUAUUUGUGCAACAGACCAAUUUCCGUAUCAUACGCCUUUAAACGCGACGCGAAAGGAGAAAGACACGGUAGCGCUGCUGAACGAUUGCUAGCUGCUCAAAAUCCACUGAGUCAAGCAGAUAGGCCUCAUCAAUUGUUCGCCGAUGCUCCUCCGCUAGCACCACCGCCGAUUCCAAAUUCGAAUGCGGCGUCUCAUCAAACUACUCAUCACCCUCAACAUCAUGUGAUGCAUCAUGGGAUGGUUGUACCACCUCCUCCACCUCCGUCAACACCAGGUCCUCCUAUGGGUCACCCACCGCCACCACCUGUUCCACCUCCACCAGCAAGUGGUUUUCCUCCAGCAAACAUUCCUCCACCUCCAUUACCGCCAAUGUCAAUGGCAACGCAUCCUCCCUUACCACCUGGCAUGCCACCUCCACUGCCACCUAUGCCUGUUCCAACGUCUCAAUCGCAGCAAACGACACCCAGAAUGAUGGCGCCCCCGCCCCCUCAUUGGGCUGUAAGCGGGCCACCACAAGGUCAAUUUCCACCUCCUCCACCUCCCUCAUCUACCGGAGCACCUCCACCUCCACAAUUUGGACAAUUUCAACCACCACCACCGCGACCUCCUCCAACCUGGAGGCAUCCACCGCCCCCUCCUGUGUCUCAAGGUGGACCACCGCCGCCUCCACCACCGCAAUUUCGACCGCCUUUCCCGCCAAGGGGUCCUCCACCACCUCCACCGCCUCACGAUUCCACUCAAUAUUAAAUUUAUUGUCCCUUCACUUUUCAGGCGUUAUCCUUGUUGAAAACUUCACUGUAUUGAAAACCUCAUUGUUUGCACAUAUUGAUGUCUGUAUAAAUUUGUAUUUUGUAAGCACAAAGUCGCAAUAAAUUUCAAAUUUCCUUUCAAUCCCCAGCCUUUGAACGAUCAAUCAUGCAUGAUUGAAAAAUCGCGAGAGGUCGCUCAGAAUUUCUUCGCUCGACUUUUCAACGAUUACAAACGCGGUCAUUUAAUUUAACGCGGUCUAUCGAUUAGAAGUCGCGUGUGAAUAAGGACAUGCCAAGCUCUUGUUCUAUCGAUUAUUGCUAGCCUGUCCAGUCCAGUCAGUGAUAACACCGGACGGACAAAUGAGUGGCAAAACAGUUGUCCUCGGGUAUGUCACCACGUUGAAAGUAUUCCACGUCGUUCCGGCUGCGAGACCAAGGGAAAAAUAAAGAUUGCGAGGGGACGCUCGAGGAAUUACAUGUUUCUCGCGUAUCAUUAACCGGAUCUCUCGUGACUCAAUGUACGAUCAUCGAUCCGUGCGAGCUGCCGUUCGUUCGUCACUGUUUCAAUGAAAUUGAACAACCUCUGAUAAACUCGGAAUAUCGAAUAUCGACGAUAGAAAGGAAGUAAUCAUGCUCAAUUGAUCUGAUACGAUAUGGCACGUUUUUAUUACGAAUGCAACGCGGAUCUGAGAAACAGCACGGAAGAGAGCGAAACGAUCAAACCAUACGCGUGCACGCAGGACAAAUAUUGCUUGUACUGCUGUUGCAACUCGCAGUGUUGUCUGCUGAUACAAAGACGGCCUCCACGACACGUUUGGGAAGCCUGGUACUUUUGGCUAGGCGUUGCUUUACUCGCUGUUUUUAUCAUAUCUUCGGUGAGCAGCUACAUAGUCAGUAAUUGCAGACAUAAUAUUCAAGGUGUACCAUUAAGACACAGCGCGCACGGCAAUCAGCGAAACGAUCGCGGCGGCACCCGUCCGGGAAACAACCAGAAUGAAAUAUCGAUAAGCAUAAUCCCAACGUCGGAAUUCUUUCCGUCGCACAGGAAGAUGUUCGUGAUUGCCUCUCAACCAGCCGUAAAUCACCUGACCCCUGUCGUUGCGUGAAGUCGUUUCGUUUUUAACGGGACGAUUACGCCGGCGAGAGGAAGCCCGCGUAAAAGGAGCUGUGGUGGAUCAUCCUGUGGCAUUUUGCACGGUAAUACCUCUUAAAAGACGGCGUGUCGCAACGGAGAACUUUGAUCGGCUGGGACGACGCUCGUGUCGUCGUGGCCGCGUUAUUACGCCGCGCGGCGGACAUUCACGAUAAACGCGUCUUUUUACUCUCGUUCCCUUGGGGCAUAAUAACUGGUAGCGGUUCAAACGCUCUGAUCGCCAGCAACAAAUGAGAAAGCAUCUUGCCGAUGAGUACCGGCUUCGUAAUGGCCAAUUUGACACUGAAGCUACUUAGAUCGCGAUCUAAACUCCUGCUCCGGUUCUUUGACUUGCCACACGCGACGCACUCCAUUAGCAUAAAAAAUCCCGACCGAGUGUUUUACGACUAAACGAGUCGUUUUCCAAUUGAAAUUCUUCGUCGGACGAAGGCGAAAAGGAAGAAGACAAGAACAGCGAUGAACAGCGGGGAAUCGCAGGCACGUCCGAGCUUUAUAAUAACGCGUGGAAUCGGGAACAAUCGGUGGCACGUUUUUGUGAGUACAAAUCGCAGAUCGCUGUUGAUCGGGUUCGUUGGAUCGUUUCAACGCUUCGGGACAUCGGUCGAGCAUUUGGAAAUCUUCUCUCGUCUCGAGGCUGCGGCGCGGCCCGAUCGAAACUCGUUCUCGAGACCUCGAAUGGGCGUAACUCCCAUUAACAAUUAAGAAGACACGCUCGAAUCUGCUCGACGUAGCUGACCGGGCACCGAGAGAUCGGGGACUAAUUAAAAAGGACAAUCGAAGCGAAUGCAAGCCGAUGGCGACGUGUACUCUCUAUCUUCUCGCGCAUCUACCUUAAUCUCUCUUGCUUCCUCCUUUCCCCUUCCUCUGUAUCUUUCUCUUUAUCUGCUCAGUUCCUCGUCUUCCUUUUCCCUGUGACUCGUUCCGCCGCUUCGAGAUCGAUGCCGGCGAUAGCGGUUAAUCGCGGGUAAUCUUCGCAGAAGAGAGGAAUCGCGAAAAAACUUCGGCGUUUAUCGAGCCCCGCCAGGCGAACACGGAAACAUACGCGCAACGAUAAAACCAGGAUCUCCACUCUCGGUCACAAUUCUCGAUAGACGAUUUCGCCAAGGUGCACACUCUCGCGAGAGAGAUUCCUGCAAACUUUGCAAAUCGAAGCUUGUCGGCUCGUCGCACAUCUCCAACUCGAGUUAAUCUCUAAACGCUGCGAAAUGGAAGGCUUUCGUUGCACUUUCGUUUUGUGACGGAAAAAUUAAAUAUCCCGUUGUGCCUGUAUCGCGAGCAAAGUGUAAAAAUUUCGCGUCAACAAGACAAAUAACAUGAGUUCAAGAGACAGCGUAAACUUAUCGUUUUCCUUUAAAAUGCCAUAAUGUCGUUAAUAUGUAAAUGCUGUCAGUUCGUAAUUACAAUAUCCAUUUGCGUUAAACGGAAGUGUAUAUAAAUUUUAUAGGACCCGAUGAUCGAUGUGAGAUCCACGCGGUCACGCGCGCUCACUUCGAAUCACCUUCAGAAAAUGAAAGGAUUCGAUGCAAAGUGUUUUCAUUGCCAUAUUCCAUCUGCGUAAUGAUUGGCUGUGAUCACGUCAAUUCGCAAGCAGCUAUGUGGGAGUUGAACGUCUCAUUUCUAUUCUCUCAUUGGCACGUUAAUAUGUGUGUUAAGAGUUUGUUCAAUAACGGAACGUAAUAAUAGCUUGUAUCGGCAUAUGUAACGUGAAAAAAAUAUCGAUCGCGAUACUAAUUAGUAUGCACCGGCAGGAAAAAACAGCCACACGUUUGACAUUUUGCACAAGUGUAAUUAGCUGCGUAGGAUGAGAGUGGAAACUACUGUCCGAUUAUCAUAAGAAGUCGACGGCAGUGAAAAAUCCUAUGAUUCCGUUUCAAUGUGUUUAAAUAGUAACCAUAAUAGCGUGUGUUAUUUUUCUCCACGAAACCUACGCGUAUAACUUGCGCUUGCCACAAGACACGUCCAUUAAUAACCGGCGGUCGCCGAAGAUUUACAACUGAGAAAAUUCUCCAGUUCUCACGAUUGAUUCGUUGAUUUAAUGAAACUUAAUUAGGCUGAUACGUUCUUUCUCUAGAAACUUUCGCCUCGAACUCGGUUUAUGCAAAUCGGAAGGAAA